Molecule: messenger RNA, 1083 nt
Organism: Pan troglodytes (chimpanzee)
Lineage: Eukaryota; Metazoa; Chordata; Mammalia; Primates; Hominidae
Product: olfactory receptor 51B2
Exons: 1
Coding region: 1-939 (312 amino acids)
Biological process (GO): G protein-coupled receptor signaling pathway
Cellular component (GO): plasma membrane
Molecular function (GO): G protein-coupled receptor activity; olfactory receptor activity
Source: RefSeq, a predicted model, not a curated record
AUGUGGCCCAAUAUUACUGCAGCCCCUUUUUUGCUGACUGGUUUUCCAGGGCUGGAGGCAGCUCAUCACUGGAUCUCCAUCCCCUUCUUUGCUGUUUAUGUGUGCAUCCUUCUGGGCAAUGGCAUGCUCCUCUACCUCAUCAAGCAUGACCACAGUCUUCAUGAGCCCAUGUACUACUUCCUCACCAUGCUGGCAGGCACAGACCUCAUGGUGACAUUGACCACGAUGCCUACUGUAAUGGGCAUCCUAUGGGUGAAUCACAGGGAGAUUAGCAGUGUGGGCUGCUUCCUGCAGGCUUACUUUAUUCACUCCCUUUCUGUUGUGGAAUCAGGUUCCCUCCUGGCAAUGGCAUAUGAUCGUUUCAUUGCCAUCCGCAAUCCUUUGAGAUAUGCUUCCAUUCUCACCAAUACUAGAGUCAUAGCGUUAGGAGUGGGAGUGUUUCUAAGGGGUUUUGUAUCCAUCCUGCCUGUAAUUUUGCAUCUUUUUUCAUUUUCAUAUUGCAAAUCUCAUGUUAUCACACGUGCUUUCUGCCUCCACCAAGAAAUCAUGAGACUGGCUUGUGCUGACAUAACUUUCAAUAGACUUUACCCUGUAAUUUUGAUCUCUUUAACAAUCUUCCUAGACUCUCUGAUCAUCCUCUUCUCCUAUAUUCUAAUUCUUAAUACUGUCAUAGGCAUUGCCUCUGGUGAAGAGAGAGCCAAAGCCCUCAAUACCUGUAUCUCCCACAUUAGUUGUGUUCUUAUCUUCUAUGUUACGGUGAUGGGUUUGACAUUCAUUUACAGAUUUGGGAAGAAUGUGCCAGAGGUUGUCCACAUUAUCAUGAGUUACAUCUACUUCCUCUUUCCUCCUUUAAUGAACCCUGUCAUCUACAGCAUCAAAACCAAGCAAAUACAAUAUGGCAUUAUCCGCCUUUUAUCUAAACACAGGUUUAGUAGUUAAACUCGGAUCUGGAGAAUCAGACACAGAUAUAAAAAUGAAGCCAGAAUGAAAAAUGAAAGCCUGGAGUUCUUUCUUAGCAAAGAGCAAGGAUAUAUUGGAAGACAAUGUUGUCACUCACAAGGACUUAAGUACUUUACCAUAGGG